Molecule: messenger RNA, 1842 nt
Organism: Mycotypha africana
Lineage: Eukaryota; Fungi; Mucoromycota; Mucoromycetes; Mucorales; Mycotyphaceae
Exons: 6
Coding region: 1-1842 (613 amino acids)
Biological process (GO): small GTPase-mediated signal transduction
Molecular function (GO): guanyl-nucleotide exchange factor activity
Source: RefSeq, a predicted model, not a curated record
AUGCAGUCAGUGGAAGCAGCGACGGCUCUCUACUGGAAUCCUGACGAGUUAGCGAAGCAAAUUGCCAUCGUUGACAGUCAACUGUAUAACGAAGUGAGUGUCGGCAAGCAUUCUUUAUUAUCUAUUGCUACAUCAGCAACGCCUACUUCUAUGCUAGAGGCGACCAAACUGAAACACUUGUUGGACUUCCAGCAUUAUUUGAGCCACAGUUUCGCUCAUCAAAUUAUUUACUGGAUUCAUCUCGUUAAUACGUUUAAUCCUUCGGCGACCACAAGCACCACAGCAGCAGCCGUUAUACCUCCUGUUGUCAAUCCGCAACACCUUAAUAAGGAAAAUCUACUUACCCAUUUGAUACGUGUGGCUUACUUGCUGUUACAUGCAUAUUAUGAUUUUUCUGGUUUUGCUGCCAUCAUGAAAGCCCUCACUUUCCCCGAAGUGCGUCGAUUAUUUCACAAUACAACGGGUGGCAACAAUGAUAACAAAAAGCAAUUGUCAAUAUGGGAACAUACUAGCUCACGCACAAAGGAUAUGUUUCGUGAUUUAGUGUCUAUAAUAUCAUCGGAGAACAAUUAUCAGGCCUACUACCGAACUCUGAGGACCAAACUAUUAGAACAGCAGUUGAAGCAACAAAGUCUGCAAUCGCAACAACAGCAACAAGAACAGGCAUACAAUGGGACAACGGCAAUAAUGAUAGCUGUUCCUUGGUUCGAACCUCAUUUGUCAAAGAUUAAGUCCAUUGUCAAUUCAUACAAAGCAGGAGACAAUGUCCAAAGCGAAGAUCGGUUUCUUUCAUCCCUUUUGGUUGUUUUAUCAGCACCAGGUGCUCAUAAACUUGAUAUGGAAGUGUCUAUCCUUGAAUUAAGCCAGCAUAAUUCUUGUAGUAGUAACCUCUCACUUGAGGAAAUUUUGAAUAAGCGAAACUCAUUGUCACCAACAGCAGUCGGUGCAAAGACCAUCCAUAUUGAAGGGCUUAGAGCUGCCAUUCUAACUACUUCCAAUCUACAUUCUUUGGCACCUGGUAAACAGUUAAUUCAUCACUGGCUGGUUUCUCGAGUCUACUUGACAAAAGAGCAAUUGAUUAAUGAAAGCACUGAAGUAGAGCCUUUGAGGUUGGGAGAACGUCCGUUGUCCCCUGCACCUUCAUCUUGCAAUUCUGCGUCUAUGGGCAAAGAUGACCUUACCGAAGAUACUGAUCUCAAAGAAGUUGAACUGAAGGAAAUGGUACCCAAAGAUGAUUUGAAAAAGGAAGAACAAGAGGCAGGACAUAAAGAUUCUGAGCAACUACAAAAAGAAUCACAACCUACUUCGGAAUCAAUUCUUUCACAUCCAUCAACCACCGUUAGUAAGCCUAAAUCAAGCCUUUCUCCUACUGCGCCGGAGUUUAUUCCUCAUCAACACAAGUCAACCACAACAAUUUCAACAAUAUCAACGGAAACAAGUGAGGAGAUAUGGCUAGGAUAUCCAACGCAAGAAGAAGGAGAGGAAUCUGAAAGAUGGGGAGGGUAUCCUAUACCAUCUAAUGAGACAGAUGAAGAUGAAGUAUGGAAGGGUUAUCCUGGGCCUAAUAGUAGCACAGACAGUCCCCGACGGGCCUCUUCGCAGUCAGAAACGUCAGAAGAAUGGAAAGGUUAUCAUGCUACCAAAAUGGAAGCAGACUGGCAAAGGGAAAGCGCACUAAAAGUGCAAGAACAUGAGUGGCAAGGUUAUACUUUGGAGACAUUAGAUGAAGACGAGUUAGAUUCCAGUACUAUGAUGAAUGGUGAAUUUGAAAAAUCACGCCAAGCACGCCAUGAAAAGCAAAAUUUAUACGAAACACAAAGAAGAGGUAGAAGACAUAUUUAA